This is a messenger RNA of Paecilomyces variotii, 1223 nucleotides long. RefSeq names its product mitogen-activated protein kinase. The coding region runs from base 151 to 1203 and encodes 350 amino acids. Gene Ontology annotation, biological process: protein phosphorylation; intracellular signal transduction. The record is from RefSeq and is a predicted model, not a curated record. Gene Ontology annotation, cellular component: nucleus; cytoplasm. Lineage: Eukaryota; Fungi; Ascomycota; Eurotiomycetes; Eurotiales; Thermoascaceae. Gene Ontology annotation, molecular function: MAP kinase activity; ATP binding. The transcript has 5 exons.
UGCAUAGACCAUUCGGUCCAAUGUGUUACUCUUCAAGCUACUUUCUGACUAACCCAGCCUCUUCUCCCUCCACUUGGCUUUAGCUCCCAUUGAGAUAGCAUUUGUUCCUCAGAUAUCCUCGUGCUGACAGGAUCAAAGUUUAUAGCCAAGAUGGUGCACGGUUCGGGAUCUCGAAAGAUCUCUUUCAAUGUCUCCGACCAGUAUGACAUCCAGGAUGUCAUCGGAGAGGGUGCUUACGGUGUUGUCUGCUCCGCUCUGCACAAGCCUUCGGGCCAGAAGGUCGCUAUCAAGAAGAUCACUCCCUUCGACCAUUCCAUGUUCUGUCUACGUACGCUACGAGAGAUGAAGUUGCUGAGAUACUUCAACCAUGAAAAUAUCAUUUCUAUUCUCGAUAUCCAGAAGCCUCGCAGCUAUGAGAGCUUCACAGAGGUGUACCUCAUCCAGGAGUUGAUGGAGACCGACAUGCACCGUGUCAUCCGUACUCAGGAUCUUUCCGACGAUCACUGCCAGUAUUUCAUUUACCAGACUCUUCGCGCCCUGAAGGCGAUGCACUCAGCGAACGUUCUUCAUCGUGACCUGAAGCCAUCAAAUCUUCUCCUGAAUGCGAACUGCGACUUGAAAGUCUGCGACUUCGGUCUUGCCCGUUCUGCUGCAUCCUCAGAUGACAACUCCGGCUUCAUGACGGAGUAUGUCGCUACGCGUUGGUACCGUGCACCUGAGAUCAUGUUGACCUUCAAGGAAUACACCAAGGCCAUUGAUGUUUGGAGUGUGGGAUGUAUCUUGGCUGAGAUGCUGAGCGGAAAGCCUCUGUUCCCGGGCAAGGACUACCACCACCAAUUAACCCUUAUCCUGGAUGUUCUGGGAACCCCGACAAUGGAGGAUUACUACGGUAUCAAGUCUCGUCGUGCACGGGAGUACAUCCGUUCGCUACCUUUCAAGAAGAAGAUUCCAUUCAAAGCUCUUUUCCCAAAGAGCAACGAUCUCGCCCUUGAUCUCCUCGAGAAACUGCUUGCCUUCAACCCUGUAAAACGCAUCACGGUCGAAGAAGCGCUACGCCACCCUUACCUGGAGCCUUACCAUGAUCCGGAUGACGAGCCCACUGCUGACCCUAUUCCCGAGGAGUUCUUUGAUUUCGACAAGAACAAAGAUUCCCUUAGCAAGGAGCAGUUGAAGGCCCUCAUCUACGAGGAGAUCAUGAGGUAGGAAAUUGCCUCUCCGGGAAU